Molecule: messenger RNA, 2069 nt
Organism: Brassica napus (rape)
Lineage: Eukaryota; Viridiplantae; Streptophyta; Magnoliopsida; Brassicales; Brassicaceae
Exons: 3
Biological process (GO): DNA integration
Molecular function (GO): nucleic acid binding
Source: RefSeq, a predicted model, not a curated record
GCCUACAGGAGAAUGCCUUUCGGAUUGUGCAAUGCUCCUGCCACUUUCCAGAGAUGCAUGAUGUCGAUCUUUACUGAUCUUAUUGAGGACAUUAUGGAGGUUUUUAUGGACGAUUUCUCAGUCUACGGUUCUUCAUUUAGCGACUGCCUUGCUAAUCUGUGCAAGGUGCUGGAAAGAUGUGAGGAGAAGAACUUGGUGUUAAAUUGGGAGAAGUGUCAUUUCAUGGUGAAAGAUGGCAUUGUUUUGGGUUUCUACAGGAGGUUUAUCAAAGACUUCUCUAUGAUAGCGAGGCCACUCACCCGUCUGCUGUGCAAAGAAGCGAAGUUUGUUUUUGAUGCUGACUGCCUCGCUGCGUUUCAGAUUCUCAAGAAGUCUCUAGUCAGUGCUCCCAUUGUGCAGCCACCAGAUUGGGACUUGCCAUUUGAAAUAAUGUGUGACGCAAGUGAUUACGCGAUUGGAGCUGUUUUGGGGCAGAGAAAAGACAAGAAACUCCAUGUGAUCUAUUAUGCCAGCCGAACGCUUGAUGAUGCUCAAAUCAAGUAUGCUACCACUGAGAAGGAGUUGCUGGCAGUAGUUUAUGCUUUCGAGAAGUUCAGGUCCUAUUUGGUGGGCUCGAAAGUAAUUGUGCACACAGAUCAUGCAGCCUUGAAGUACCUGAUGACGAAAAAAGAUGCUAAACCGAGACUCUUAAGGUGGAUCUUACUCCUACAGGAGUUUGAUAUUGAGAUCAGAGACAAGAGAGGAGCAGAAAAUGGAGUGGCAGAUCAUCUUUCCCGAAUGAGAGUGGAAGCUGAAACACCACUGGAUGAUACAUUACCCGAGGAGAAUGUCUAUGUGAUCACCUUGCUGGAGGAUGAGUAUUUGGAUCAGGCUGAUUGCUGUGUCAUGAGACAAAUUCAGGAUGAUCUCCCAUGGUUUGCAGACUUUGCAAACUACCUAUGUGCUGGAAUUGAACCACCGAACCUGAAGGGGUAUGAGAGGAAAAAGGUAUGGGGAAUUGAUUUUAUGGGCCCUUUCCCAUCUUCUUAUGGAAAUGAGUACAUCUUGGUUGCGGUUGAUUAUGUCUCCAAGUGGGUGGAAGCAGUAGCCAGCAAGACAAAUGACUCUAGUGUUGUCAAGAAAAUGUUCAAGACAGUCAUUUUUCCAAGAUUCGGGAUCCCGAGAGUGGUUAUUAGUGAUGGAGGCUCUCACUUCAUCAACAAGACGUUCGAUAAACUGCUGAAGAAACAUGGAGUAAAGCAUAAGGUAGCUACACCUUAUCAUCCUCAGACAAGUGGGCAGGUUGAAAUAUCGAACCGAGAAAUCAAGGGGAUUUUGGAGAAGGCUGUAGGCAAAACAAGGAAAGACUGGGCUGUGAAGCUUGAUGACGCCUUAUGGGCGUAUAGAACCGCCUACAAGACUCCCUUGGGCACCACUCCUUUUAAUCUGGUCUAUGGAAAGUCUUGUCACCUACCUGUGGAAUUGGAGUACAGUGGUUUUUGGGCAACGAAGUUGAUGAACUUCGACAUUAAAACCGCAGCAGAAAGGAGGAUGGUUCAGUUGAACGAGCUGGACGAGAUUCGGUUGAACGCCUAUGAGAACACCAAAAUCUACAAGGAAAGAACUAAGGCAUGGCAUGACAGAAAGAUAAUCCCGAGAGACUUCGCUGCUGGAGACAAAGUCCUUCUGUUCAACUCUAGACUCAAGCUAUUUCCUGGAAAGCUUAAGUCUCGUUGGUCCGGACCUUUCACCAUCACAGAGGUUAGACCUUAUGGAGCUGUUGUCUUGGAAGACAAUGGGAGGAAAUUCACCGUCAAUGGGCAGAGGCUAAAACCUUACUUCACAGAUGCAAAACCCGAAGAAGGAACCAACAUUCCUUUAACGGAACCCGAUCUCGCCUAAGGACAACAAAAUAGUCAGGCUCGCGACUUUAAACAAGCGCUGACUGGGAGGCAACCCACAUGGUUUGAUUUUCUUUCUCUUUUUGUGAUUAUGUUUUCUUGUGUGAAUUGAUUUUUGGUUGUGUUUUUAGAUGAUUUUUAGGCAUGUAUCACGAUCAGGCAUAGAUCGAUCCGAAAGAAACAGAACGG